This is a messenger RNA of Manihot esculenta (cassava), 3248 nucleotides long. RefSeq lists its product as uncharacterized. Lineage: Eukaryota; Viridiplantae; Streptophyta; Magnoliopsida; Malpighiales; Euphorbiaceae. Gene Ontology annotation, molecular function: protein binding. The transcript has 7 exons. Bases 469 to 3096 code for a protein of 875 amino acids. The record is from RefSeq and is a predicted model, not a curated record.
CUGUUGACCCUUGACUUUGAAACAUAACAUGUUCACAUCUCUAUUUACUCUGCAGCCGGCAGCCCUCGCCUAUGAGAUUAUUCUGUUCACAAUUAGGGGUCUGCUGUAUCCGAGAGUUCUCUUUCAUUUCCAGCUUUUGGAGAGUGAAUGACUGGAAGAGGAAAGAGGUGGUGAAUUUUGAUAAAAGGGAAGAUUAGAUUUGUGCUUCCAGUAGCAUUCGGCUAACUCAGGUCUUCUCUCUCGAUUUUGGCAGCUGUCUAAGUGAACUGAGAAGAUCAGCUGCGUGAAGUAAGCUUGUUCGGUUCGCUGAACGAAGCCUAUGAACUGGGUUGCUCGGUCCAUCGCUCUGCUCUCAACUUGUUCGGUAAAAUGUCGACAAAGUUUUUCUAAUUCUCUCAAUAUGCCAGGAUAGGAAUAUCGAUCAUUGAAGGCUUUCUUAUUUAUAACAGCUUAAAUUGGGUAAUCGACAUGGCUACCAAUGAAGGAAACAGUAAUGAUGAAGGAAUUAAAUUGGCAUUGUAUAAAGCUGCGAUAAGUGGUGACUGGGAGAAGGCUGCAUCCUUACAACCAACUACAAGAAGGCUCAAUAAGCGAGGGGAGACUGCUCUCCAUAUUGCAACGGCAGCAAACCACACUCGUUUUGUGGAAAAGCUUGUUGGUAUGAUUCGCGACAGUGAUAAAGAGGUUUUAGCUAUUCGAACUAUACCACCCAAAGCCAUAGAAACAACUGCGACUGCAAUUGCUCCUCAAACUUCAUCUCUAGCUCAAGCCGUAGUAGCAGCUCCAACUGCAUUCAGAAUAGGAGAGGACCCAACCAUAAGCAGAACAUCAAUUGCAGCCGCAUUGGCAUCUGCAAAUGCAAACGUUAUACCACCCAAAGCCAUAGAAACAACUGCGACUGCAAUUGCUCCUCAAACUUCAUCUCUAGCUCAUGCCGUAGUAGCAGCUCCAACUGCAUUCAGAAUAGGAGAGGACCCAACCAUAAGCAGAACAUCAAUUGCAGCCGCAUUGGCAUCUGCAAAUGCAAACGUUAUACCACCCAAAGCCAUAGAAACAACUGCGACUGCAAUUGCUCCUCAAACUUCAUCUCUAGCUCAAGCCGUAGUAGCAGCUCCAACUGCAUUCAGAAUAGGAGAGGACCCAACCAUAAGCAGAACAUCAAUUGCAGCCGCAUUGGCAUCUGCAAAUGCAAACGCGCAUGCAGCUCAACAAGGAAAUGCCCAAGCCACAACCUUAGUAACAAUAGAGCGACAAGUAGGGUCCCCAGUCCAAGCCGCCAACACAGCAACAACUUCCAAGGCAAUUGCAUCUCAAGCUUCAUCUCCAAGUGAAGCCAUAGCAGCAGCCCCAACUUUAUCCACCAUUGAAGAGGACCCAUCCACAAGCGAAGCUCAAGCUGAAGCUGCAUUGGCAUCUGCAACCACAAACGCAAAUGCAGCUCAACAAGAAAAUGCCCUAGCCACAACUGUAGUAACAAUAGCGCAACAAGUAAGGGUCCCAAUCCAAGCCGCAACCCCAGCAACAACUUCAACAGCAAUUGCAUCUCAAGCAUCAUCUCUAGGUGGAGCCGGAGCAGUAGCCUCAGAAUCAGAGGAUCAAGGAAAUACAGCCUUUUGCUAUGCUGCUAUAUCUGGAAAUGUGAAAAUUGCUGAAGUUAUGAGGCAGAAGAAAACUGAUUUGCCAAAGAUCCGAGGUGGGAAAGGUUUCUUACCAAUUUAUAUGGCAGCUUUGGCUGGCCAUGCAGAAAUGGUGCGGCAACUGUACAAGCAUCAUCGUGACGACAACCAACUAAAACUAGAAGAUGGCGAUCUUGUUAGUUUACUUAUCGCUUUGGUAGAGUCUGAUAUAUACGAUAUCGCACUGGAGAUGAUAGAAGAUCGCCGUGAGUUGGCCACUAUGAGGGAUCAAAAGAAUAGACAGGGAGAGACAGCACUGCAUGCGUUUGCUCGAAAGCCUUGUAUACCUUCAAUUCAAACAUCUACAGGGAUCUGGAGUUCCUGCAGAAGCUUCUUUUCUGACAGACGUAAGCAUGAACAAGGUCUUAGGCUAGUCCAAAAGCUUUGGGAGGAAGUAAUAUUACUGAAGGAGCAUGAAGUUUCUGAUCUUAUGAUUCUACCUUCUGGGAAACGACUAAUAUUUAUUGCAGCUGAAAAUGGAAACGUGGAGUUCUUAACCAUACUUAUACGUCAAUAUCCAGAUUUAGUAUUGAAGGUGGAUGAUAACCAAUAUACCAUUUUUCAUGUAGCUGUUUUGAAUCGACAUGAGAAAAUCUUCCGGCUCAUCUUUCAGUUGGGUAUGAUGAAAAAUUUGAUAAACUUGCAUGAAGAUGCGGACAGGAAUAACAUAUUGCACUUGGCUGGAAAGUUGCCACCACCGAGUCGACUAAAUAUCAUACGAGGAGCAGCUCUCCAACUGCAGCAUGAACUACUGUGGUUUGAGGAAGUGAAGAAGGUUGUUAGACCAGGGCAAAUUGCUGAGAAAAAUCUAGCUGGCAAGACUGCAAGGGAGGUAUUCAUGGAUGCUCAUGAGGAUCUACGGAAAAAGGCAGAGAAAUGGAUGAUAAAUACAGCAAAUUCAUGCAUGCUUGUGGCAACCCUGAUUGCCACUGUUGUUUUUGCAGCAGCUUUUACAGUCCCUGGUGGCAAUGGACAAGAGACUGGAAUUCCUAUUUUUGUUCGUGAUACCUUGUUUAAAAUCUUUGCCAUAGCAGAUGCAGUGUCUUUAGCUUCCUCAACCUCUUCUAUCCUCUCCUUCUUGUCCAUUCUUACUUCUCGAUUCUCCAUGGAUGAUUUUCUCAAAUCAUUGCCGAGGAAGUUAAUCUGUGGACUCUUAUUCCUUUUCGUAGCAAUAAUAACAAUGAUGGUUGCCUUUGUUCUAGCCUUUUUCUUUAUUUUCAAGCAUGGAUUGAUCCGAUUUGCUAUUUCUAUUUCUGCACUUGCUUCUAUCCCAAUCGUUUUGUUCAUUUGGCAGCUCUUUCUUGUUUAUGAGAUGAUUCGUUCUACCUACAUGUGCUCCUUCGUCUUCUGUUGCAAUAACGAAACUCUCUUUCCUACAAAAUCAAAAUUUCCGAGAAAGCUAUGUUGUUCCUUCAAUUAGCUCCAUUGUUAUUCUUUUAGCCUAUCUUCAGUUGUGCGCUUGUCUCUUUUCCUACUUGUUUGAGUGUGCAAAAUAAAAUCAUUCUUGUAUUAUAUUCUUCUUGUAUAAUGAACGUUAAAUGGAAUAAUAUGUUUUUCAUAAUUUUUUUUUUA